AUGCUUGUUGGAAGUUGACUGGGACUAAACGGGUACCCCGGGCCAAGCGCAAGGGCAAGGGCAAGCGCAAGCGCAAGCGCAAGUUAAACCAAUUUUUUUCUUCCAUUUUCUUCUAUCCCAUCUUUCUCGCCUUUUCUCCUCCUAAGAGGACCUUCGUAUGUACAGAAAAGCCGUCGUCCAUUGAGCGGCGGCGAUGGACCCAGACGCGGUGGCGAAGGCGUUCGUGGAGCACUACUACACGACUUUCGACUCGAAUCGGACGGCGCUAGCGAAUCUCUACCAAGACUCGUCGAUGCUGACCUUCGAAGGCCAGAAGAUCCAGGGCUCCCCGAACAUCGUGGCCAAGCUCACCAGCCUCCCCUUCCAGCAGUGCCAGCACAGCAUCUCCACCGUCGAUUGCCAGCCCUCCGGCCCCGCCGGCGGCAUGCUUGUCUUCGUCAGUGGCAACCUCCAACUCGCCGGCGAACAACACGCCCUUAAGUUCAGCCAGAUGUUCCAUCUGAUGCCUACACCACAAGGUAGCUUCUAUGUGUUGAAUGACAUAUUCCGACUGAACUAUGCAUGAAGACGAAGGGUUGGGAAUGCAUGAUUCAUUCCCCCCCUCCUGAAAGACUGACGGGCUUCAUGUUUGUUUGGUUCCAGACUUCCGAGUUGGAAAACUUGUGAUUUCCCGUAUGUUCCAUAAUUAAGACGUAGCUUUGUUUGUUUGGAUUGAAUUGAUGAAAGUUGAUUGCUUUUCACAACUGCUUGGGCUUCUUUGUUCGGACUGUUAUUUGGUGCUGCUGCAAGCUAAGUUCAUGACUCCCUUGUUAUUUGGUGAUUAUCCUUCUUGUUCAUAGUUCUGUUUCCUGGUUUAUUGAUAACACACAAUUUGAUUUAUGCAGGGACUAAGGUCUUAUGUUUAAUUAAAUUCUCUUUCUUGUUUAAA
Diospyros lotus (date-plum) is the source of this 928-nucleotide messenger RNA. RefSeq names its product nuclear transport factor 2B. Gene Ontology annotation, cellular component: nuclear pore central transport channel. The record is from RefSeq and is a predicted model, not a curated record. Lineage: Eukaryota; Viridiplantae; Streptophyta; Magnoliopsida; Ericales; Ebenaceae. The transcript has 2 exons. Gene Ontology annotation, biological process: nucleocytoplasmic transport. The coding region runs from base 194 to 565 and encodes 123 amino acids.